UAAUUUUUCGAAGUUUGAAAUUUGAAUCUCUGAUUUGCAGUGAUAGUUAGAUGGCAACGAGAUCAUCAUCCAAAAAUAUCGAGGGUUUCUACCGGCACAAGAAGAGCACUGCCACCAAGAAGACUUCGAAGAGAAAGUCCCCCAAGUACGUUGCCUCCUUAGACUCCGAUGUUACCCAACCGGCGGCCCUGAUUUCUCACGGUUCCUUUGAUCUCAAAGAUGAUUAUAGUAAGAAUGAAGAAGCACUGAGGGAGUUUGACAUGAACAUGUCAUAUGGUCCAUGCCUUGGUAUAACCAGACUGGCUCGAUGGGAACGUGCUACUCGUCUUGGCUUAAACCCUCCCAAAGAAAUUGAAGGCCUCUUGAAAGCUGGAGCGGUUCAAGGUGAGUGCUUGUGGCAUGAUCGUGUUUAGGAAUCAGUAUGUUUUUGUCUGUGAAAAUCUAAUGUGUGGAAGUUAUGUUAUGUUCAGCCCCUAGCUGUACUUUUACUAGAUGUUUGAAUGUAGUGAAAAACUAGAAGUGUUGUUGGUAAUUUUAGUUUAUUUUGUCUUGAACAAUUGGCAUUUCAUUGUCUAAAUCUUUCUUCA
Mangifera indica (mango) is the source of this 587-nucleotide messenger RNA. Its product is annotated as DNA polymerase delta subunit 4-like. The transcript is spliced from 2 exons. NCBI's taxonomy places the organism in Eukaryota, Viridiplantae, Streptophyta, Magnoliopsida, Sapindales, Anacardiaceae. Gene Ontology annotation, molecular function: DNA-directed DNA polymerase activity. Bases 51 to 413 code for a protein of 120 amino acids. Gene Ontology annotation, biological process: DNA-templated DNA replication; DNA synthesis involved in DNA repair. The record is from RefSeq and is a predicted model, not a curated record. Gene Ontology annotation, cellular component: delta DNA polymerase complex.